AUGCCUUCAAUCUCAGCACCGCCACGCACCCCUCUUCGCCGAAUAUCCCAAGGCUCUCUCUACCGCCUAUCGCGGUCCGGCGCGUACCCAGACGCUCCCCACGGUCUCGGGUUUCUUGAACCUGCACUAUCCGAGCUGGUCGACGAGGCAGAGGCUCUAAAUGCCAAUGUGCAAGGGCUGAAGUCAUUGAGCGACUCACUUGGGACGUUUAAUGAGAGUUUUGCAAGCUGGCUCUAUGUCAUGAACAUGAAUGCGCUCACAACCGACUGGCCUCAGGCCCCUACCGCCGCGUCAUAUGCUCUUGCUGCACGCAGAGCGGAGGAAGACGCCGCGGCGGCCAUGGCUACACUUCACGCUGCACAAGCGGCGGCAGCCAGGCCGCCUUCUCCAGAGCUAUCUACCGCAGACAAGACGACUUUUAACGCCGACACCACUGAGGCCGGCAACGAGACGACCCUAGCUACUGGGAAUGCUACGACCGUAUCGUCAGGCUCUGGGACAAAAGUACUGGUGAAAAAGAAGGGCAAGCCGAAACUUACUUCGAAGGAGAAGAAGGAGCGCGGGCUCGUCAUAGACCGAAUUGUGACAGUGCUACCCCUCGAGUUCCGUGGAAGUGAUCCGAAUCUGCGCAGACACAUUGAGACGGUGAUUGAAGUAUUCUUGGACAGUCCAAGUCGAGGCAUGGGCAUUCUGGAGUUCGUAAAACCGCCUGAUUUGGCGCAAGCCCGAGCGAACAAGUGUCUUAUCGCUCUUGUUAACAGAAAGGUUGUACGGAAAGACAAUAGCUCUGGUGCUGUUCUGUACCACUGGAUCGGACUCCCAUAG
This is a messenger RNA of Sparassis crispa, 825 nucleotides long. RefSeq lists its product as hypothetical. The record is from RefSeq and is a predicted model, not a curated record. The transcript has 5 exons. The coding region runs from base 1 to 825 and encodes 274 amino acids. Gene Ontology annotation, biological process: mitotic sister chromatid biorientation. Lineage: Eukaryota; Fungi; Basidiomycota; Agaricomycetes; Polyporales; Sparassidaceae. Gene Ontology annotation, cellular component: DASH complex; mitotic spindle; mitotic spindle pole body.